AAAAGACAAUAGAGUGACUUUCUACCAAAUUUCUGUUCCUAGUUUUGGACGGUGUAGACCCAGAGGACACUGCCACCACGGACUCUCUCUCUCUCUCUCUCUCUCCGUCUCUCCUCACUGUUUUGGCAUGUAUUUGAAGUUUUUAGCUUCUGAUUGUGAUUUGGAAAGCUCUGACUUGAUGUAAAAUCUGGUGGGUGUUUACCUAAUUUCUGUGUUAGAGCCAAAAUUUAAGAAUGAUGGGAUUUGGGACUUAUGGAUAUGGAGGACCCUAUUUGUCAUCAUCAUCAUCUUCGAGUUUAUCAGCUCUGGCGCCACCUUUUACGGUUGAGCGGCCUGUUCCUAAGCCCAUUUCGAGCCCACUGGUGGAGACCUUCACACCACUUGUGGAGGUGACUGAGCCGCCACCUUAUGCUGCCCCUAUGAAUUCUUCUUUGCACAACUGGCUCCCCCCUCACUCUCCCAGUUCAGGGUCCAAUUUCUUCGCCAACCCCACCCCAUCAUUUGAUUCAGUGCCUUCAUCCAAUGCCUAUAGAUAUGCAGGCUUGCCGGCUGUUGACUCAUUCAGUACAAAUCUGCCUCCGAUGAACACUGUUACCACACCUUCGUCCAAUGCAUUUACUUAUGAUCAAGGCUUGGAUGUGGCGGCAACUAGCUUUGUGGAAGCGAAACUGUAUUAUCCCUCUUAUUUAUCGCCCACAAUUCAUGGUGAUAGUCCUAUGGUGGCUCCUGAUCAAUCUAGUUAUGAUUGGCUAUCUACUUCUCAAUUUGCUCCCUUGGAUGGGUCGUCUCACAAAGAGUACACUCAACGGCCCUCUUCUUCAAAGUAUACAGCUCAGUGGGGUGGCUCAUGGAAUGGACCAGCAGAGUGGGAGCAGGGUAAACAGGGACAAUUUGAUGGAAGUUUCGGCCCAAAGGAGACUGAUGUAUCUAGUUUUCCAUAUAAGAAUUACCUGAACCAAGAACCUCAUUCCUCCAAUAGCUUGAAAUCAUACGGUGUAAAUGAAGUAGCAUCCUGCAAUAUCCCAGAUUGGGAUGGAUCUGUAAAUGCAGAGCAUUUAGGUGAUAAAUCCUUUGUGGGGAGAAAGUCCAAAUUCAGCCCCAUUGACUUUACAAAACCGACUAUCGGAUCCCUUUCAGGGGUUCCAGAAACCCCUUCUAAGGCACCAUCUUCACCUUUUGUUGCGAAGUCCACAUUUGGUGUCUCAUGUGAGAAAAGACAGCAUGAUGCUAGUUGGAAUGAUAUCACACCUAUUUCAAAGUCUUCCCCUGCCUUUAUCAUCAGACCACCGGCUAUAGGCACUAAAUCUUCAGAACCAGAGAUAGGUCUAUUCAAAAGAUUGAAUUCCGGAAGAGAUGCAGCCAAUGCAGAUCAUGGUGGUUAUAUUCCCUCACUGGAGUCUCAUCUCCCACGAAGAUUUGAAGACAAAGUUCCUUUUGAUUCAAGCCAACUCGCCAUUCACCUAGGAAGGAAUGAUCCCUUCUCUGUGGAAUAUUCAUCAACAAAAGACAAAGAGCUGUCAAAUAAUGGAAGUAUCAACAAUGAUGCCUUGGACCAUUUGUUUAAAGUAAAACCUGGACUUCCAAAUUCUCAUGUUAAUCCUGAUGGUUUUGAUGCGGCACUUAAUAUCAAUGAUUCCAUCAAUUCUUUUCUGAAUUCAUCUGAGAAUGUGGAUCCCAACAAUCCAGCUGUGGACUCACCUUGUUGGAAGGGAGUUCCUGGUAGCCGUUUUUCUCCAUUUAAAGCAUCUGAAGAGGGAGGUCGAGAACAGAUAAAGAAACUAGAGGGCUGCAAUGGUUUGAAUCUUAAGAUGCCAAUGAUCUUCUCACUAAACACAGAUGAAAAUAUCUCCACCCAAAAGCCGGUUGAGUACCAUGAAUUUGGAUGGCUGGGGAAUGAUUUGCUUGGAAAUGGCUUGCCACUUCAUUUGAAGAAAUCUUCGGUGGCAAAUUCUGCUUUUGGAGAACAUAAAUUAGAUGAUACCAUGAAGACUACCUGUUACCCUGAAUCAAGCCAUGAUAGAGGGCUUCAAGGUUACAUUAAUACCCCUAAUUCAGGGAGUGGAGACAAGUCCUCAAGUCUCUUUGAGCAUUCUCACACUGUGCAACAAGGUCACGGAGAAGAUGGAUUAACAACUGAAGCAAAGAACACAAAAUGGAGUGUCGGUGCAGAUGUUGAAUUGAAUGUCAAUGACACCUUGGAAUGUGGUUCAUCUCAUACCUCUCCUGCUGUCGAAAAUAUAUUUCGUUCUCCUUCUGUAGAGGAUGCUGCUACAAAGCUCACCAAAUCAAAUGGGGAAGAAUCAAAUAUGAAUAUGGAUGUCCAGAUGCUGGUUAAUACAAUGAAUAGCUUGUCAGAAUUGCUGCUUGUUAAUUGUUCAAACAGUUCACGUCAGUUGAAGAAAAAAGAUCUUGACUCCCUAAAAGCUGUAAUCAAUAACUUGAAUAGCUGCAUAUCGAAGCAUGAUGAAAACUUGUUGUCAACGCAAGAAUCGACCUCUUUCCAGCAAAUUACUCUCAAGUAUAUUGAAGAGCAAGAAUCACCCCCUCUCCAGCAAAGUACUCUAACGUAUAUUGAAGACUUAUGCAAGCCAAAUAAGGUUUUGAGUCCAGACAGGCCGCAGUUGACCAAAAUAUUUGCUCCUAGCUUUCAGGAUCCACUUCAUCUUGAGGGUGUUCAGAAAGUAAAGAAGUAUGAUAGUUUUGUUAAGAAUGAUAAUGAAGUUAUAGGUUCUGUUUCUGCAAAAAGUGACAUCGACUUGCUGAAACAAGAUGAGAUGACUCAGGCUGUAAAGAAGAUUCUCAGUGAGAAUUUCCAUACUGAGGAUACACACCCUCAGACACUCUUGUACAAGAAUCUAUGGCUUGAAGCUGAAGCUGUAAUAUGUUCCACCAAUUACAAGGCUCGUUUUAAUCGUCUGAAAAAUGAAAUGGAGAAGUGCAAGGCUGACCAAUCCAAAGAUGUGUUUGAACACACUGCUGAUAUGAUGACGCAAUCAAGGUCUGAGGUUUACCCUAAUUCAAGCCCAGUUGAGAAGUUGACACCUGAAGUUCAGGGUUGUCCAAAGUUUAAACUCCAGGAGUCUCCUACUCUAAACCGAGAAGAUGAAGAUGUUAUGGCAAGAUUUCAUAUCUUAAGGAACCGCAUUGAGGACUCACAUUCCACGAAUGCUACCAAUGGGGAUGAAUCCAGCUCAAGUCUUUCUCCUGUUCCUGACAAGGUCGACGAGGUUGCACCUGAUGCAGAUGCUAGGCUCUCACCUAGGAUCUCCAUCCAGGACUCUCCCACAUCAAGCAUAAUUGGCCGGACAAAUGAUUAUGAGGCUUCUGUUAUGGCCAGAUUUCAUAUUUUAAGAGACCGGGUCGAGAACUCGAAAUUCAUUAGUGAUGCCAAUGUGGAGGAUACAGUGAGCUCCAAGGUCUCUCAUGAACACAAGGCUGAGGAAGUUGCACCUGUAACAAGUGAUGAUGGCUCAAUUCAGGAGUUUAGCAUUCAGGAUUACCUUGUUUCGAGCACAACCGGCCGUGCAAAUCAGUAUGAUGAUGGCUCAAUUCAGGAGUUAAAUAUUCAGGAUUACCUUGAUUCGACCACAACAGGCCAUGCAUUUCAGUAUGAGGAUUCCGUUUUGGCCAGAUUUAAUAUCCUUAAAUCUCGGGUUGACAACAGUAGUGACAUGCCUACAGUAGAGCAACCUCUGGAAAAUGUCGAUCUUGGAUAUGCUGGUAAGAGAAACCUUAGGCCUAUUAUUUGCAACAGAUCAGAGGAUGGAAGUUCAGAUGUAAAAGAGCAACCUGUUUUGCAGAGUCACAUAGCUGACAAUAACGAAGGCAAGUUUGUGACUGCAAAGGAGUUCCGUCUGUUCGUUGAGGAUGAUCCCAGCCACAGCAUCAACAGGCCUGCGAAUCAGCUCUCUGCCGGUUGCCCUGAUCGGAACUCUUCAUCAGAUUGGGAACAUGUCAUGAAGGAGGAGGUUUGGGGACACAACUGUUGAACCUGAUGGCGGAUGUACUAUGUUUUACAUUGUUUUGCUGGUUACUUGAAUGAUUAUAUAAUGACUCUAAACUUCUAAGUCCAAAUUUGUGAAAGGAUAAAUCAUCACCGUCGACUACGAAGGGUGUAAAUGACUCUGGUAUGAUAUGUACAAAGUUGAACUUAUGUAGAUGUUAUGAACGUAUGUUCUAUAAAUCGUCACAAGUUCAUAAGCAUUA
Molecule: messenger RNA, 4206 nt
Organism: Rosa rugosa (rugosa rose)
Lineage: Eukaryota; Viridiplantae; Streptophyta; Magnoliopsida; Rosales; Rosaceae
Exons: 6
Coding region: 234-3989 (1251 amino acids)
Source: RefSeq, a predicted model, not a curated record